ACGAGCCGACGGCACCCGACGGGCUGAGGGGCCGACAUGCACAAGUGUCAAAACAACAGCUGUUUGAUAGUGGCGAUAAUUCAGUCCUCGGCCCAAGGCGAAGGCAGAGCCAGUCUCCGUCGCGAGCCGGGACAGUGAGGUGCGCGAGGAAGAGCGGGAAGCGCGCGGCAGGGACACAGCGUGACCAUGGCAGAGAUGAUUUUCGGCGGCAUAGAAGGCGGCGCCACCCACUCCACGGUGGCCCUGUUCGACUCGAAGGGCACCCGGCUGGUGGAGCUGAGCGGGCCCAACACGAACCACUGGGCCAUCGGGAUGGAGGAGUGCCAGCGGCGCAUCGCGGCCAUGGUGAACGACGCCAAGGCCCAGGUGGGGGUGCCGGCGAGCCAGCCCCUGGCCGCGCUGGGGCUCAGCCUGAGCGGCUGCGAGCAGGAGGAGUCGAACCGCCUGCUGCAGGAGGGGCUGGAGCAGCGCUACCCGACGCUCAGCAGCAGCUACGUGGUGUGCAGCGACACGCUGGGCGCCAUCGCGUCGGCCAGCGAGGGAGGCGGCAUUGUCAUCAUUUCGGGCACCGGGUCCAACGCGCUGCUGCUGAACCCCGACGGCACGGAGGCGCGCUGCGGCGGCUGGGGCCACAUGGUCGGCGACGAGGGCAGCGCCUUCUGGAUUUCACACAAGGCUGUGUGCGGCAUCUACCACGAGCAGGACAACUUCACCAAGUUCCCCUAUCCCUCAGACACGCUGUUCUCUCUAGUCAAGGCGCACUUCGGCGUGGAAGACAGGUUCGCGCUGCUCGGCCACGUGUACGACAAGUUCUCCAAGUCGCACUUCGCGGGGCUGUGCAAGCGGAUAGCGGACGCCGCGCGGGCGGGCGACAAGCUGUGCCAGUGGCUGUUCAGCGAGGCGGGCAAGGUGCUGGCGGAGUACAUCCAGGCCCUGGUACCCUCCAUCCACGCGAGUCUGCUGCGCGCGCCCGGCGGCGUGCCCGUGGUGUGCGUGGGCUCCGUGUGGAAGAGCUGGGACCUACUGCACGACGCCUUCGUGGCCCAGCUGCGGCACGGCCAGGGCCGCGGCAACCAGAAGGGCCUCGCCGUGCCCGACCUCUCGCUGCUGUCCCUCACCAACAGCGGGGCCAUCGGCGCCACCAUGCUGGGCGCCAAGAACCUCAAGUUCCCCCUGCCCUGCGACUACAGCGCCAACUACAACGUGUUCUACCAGUACAAGCGCGGCUCCACCACCAACGGCACCACGUGAAGGCUCAAAACGUGCCCCAAGGAGGACUGUUCAACGCUAUUACUCGCAAUCAAACAAUACAGACAGACACACAAGACGUGGUAGACUUGUGUUGCUCAAUAAUAUUCCACUGGCAGCGGCCCCAGGGUUGCCCGGCCUCUCGUGUCGCGCUAAUAAGUUUUAGGGAGUGAUGCCAUGGUGUCUGGCCAACAGACUUUAAAUAAACAAGUAGACUGAUAAGAGUAUAACACAAAGGGUUAGCCCAACAUGUUACUCGUAUUUGUUUCGCGAUCAAAUCGUAUUCUAUUUUCUGUCAAUUCAUCCAUUGUAUUUUGUGCACAGACAACAACACUAAUGAUAAGAUUCGGUAUGUGAUAAGUAAAUAAAAUCAUGCUUCCAUUUUGAA
This is a messenger RNA of Thrips palmi, 1636 nucleotides long. Its product is annotated as N-acetyl-D-glucosamine kinase. The coding region runs from base 187 to 1251 and encodes 354 amino acids. Lineage: Eukaryota; Metazoa; Arthropoda; Insecta; Thysanoptera; Thripidae. The transcript has 7 exons. Gene Ontology annotation, molecular function: N-acetylglucosamine kinase activity. The record is from RefSeq and is a predicted model, not a curated record.